Messenger RNA from Staurois parvus, 471 nucleotides. The record is from the annotation of a GenBank genome assembly. Lineage: Eukaryota; Metazoa; Chordata; Amphibia; Anura; Ranidae.
GGCCACUUUCUGGCAUCCAGUUUCUGUAGCCCCCAUCACCACACUGUGCCACGGGCCCCUGUACCGCCUUCUCAUAACUGCUGCCAGAUCUCAUACUGCUGCCUGUAUGGCCUUUCAUUGAAGCUGCUUACGCUCCGCCACUCUGCCAUGGGCCUCUUGGGUAUCCAGAAAGCUGCUCAGCGGGUCAGGGCAAUAAGCUCCCCGGUUCGCAGGUUGUUCCGUCUUAUGGAUGGAAGUACGAUGGUAUAUGAUCUUCUUCGCACCCACGGCAUCACCUCAUAGAAUCUCUGCAUUGCAUCUGCAAUCACAACGCUGACUUCCCGGAUCGCCACUCAGCCAUUGGACUCUUGAUAGUCGUCUCCCCACGCUGCUGCUGGGGGGACUUUUUAACCUAGGCCUGUGUAUGGCCUUCAAUUGAAGCUGCUUCUGCUCCGCCACUCUGCCAUUGGACUCUUGAUAGUCGUCUCCCCA